Aethina tumida (small hive beetle) is the source of this 947-nucleotide messenger RNA. RefSeq lists its product as uncharacterized. The record is from RefSeq and is a predicted model, not a curated record. Bases 131 to 571 code for a protein of 146 amino acids. Lineage: Eukaryota; Metazoa; Arthropoda; Insecta; Coleoptera; Nitidulidae. The transcript has 3 exons.
AUUCGGUUAUAUACACAAAUCUCUAACAAUUGAACUUUCUCCAUUAACGUACACGUAGCUUUAAACACCAAUGUUUGUUGACAAACUGUGGGUGUGGUGAAAUAAUUUUUAUCCUCAAAAAAACUUAAAAAUGCGUGACUAUUGUUUAUUAUCAACUGUUGUUUUGAUUGCUGUAACAAUUCAAAUCAGCCAAGCCUUAGAAUGUUAUGUGUGUGACAACCAAGAAGUUAACGAGGGUAAAUGCACCUCAACCAUACAAACAUGCCAGUACGGUGAAGACACGUGCCAAACUGAGAUUAGUUGGGGUAGCACUCCAUACUGGCAACAAGGAGCCCUGAAACAGUUUUACAUUUCGAAAAAAUGUGCAACCAAAGAAAAAUGCCAGAAACACAGAAGAAGUCUUAUGGACACCUGUACACAUAUUUGGUAUCAGGAUUGGAAAUGUUCCGAAUGUUGCAGAGGGGAUAGAUGCAAUUAUUACAUUUUUUCUGGGGCUUCAGAUAGGAAAAUAGCAACUUCCAUGGUGUUUGCUACAAGUAUAGCUGUCCUAAUAUCUUACCUUUACUUAUGACUAAGUAACAGUUAAUGAGUCAUUGAUUAACUCAAUGACCAUCUUUAAAGAGACUAAUUAUAGAAAUGGAUCAUUCCCAUGACAAAAAUAUGUAAUUUUAUAUAUAUAUUUUUUUAGUACUGUGUUCACAUUCCACCUUGAACAAUUUAGAAAAAGGGUAUUUAAGUAUUGUGUCUUUAAACUGUAAUUGAAUCCGUCCAAGAUUAUAGUUAUGUAUUUUGUAUAAGUUACAAAAAGUAUUGCAUAACAUUCUUUUUUAUAAUUGUUUAAUUAAUAUAUUGUGCCUGUUUACUUGCAUAUGUGUCUGUUAUUGUAAUUUUGUAAUAUACUAUUUAUAAAAUCUCAUAUACACAUUUUUUAAAUGGUUUUUAAUACA